CUUUCAGGCUAGGUCCCGCCUUCCCUCAGCGUCAAGCCAAUGAUUUAUCACCAAAUCCAAGGAAGAAGUCUGUUUUGUUUGGUGACAACGAUCAUACUUGCAGCAAAGAAGUAGACAAGCAGGAUGGCGAACGCAGUUACCAAGGAGAUCUCCUAUGAGGAUCUAAAGGCGCUUCUGGGAAAGAGCCAGAAUCUCCUUCUGGUUGACGUUCGUAGCCAAGAGGAAGUGGAUAAAGGACGUAUUCCAGGAUCCAUCAGCAUCCCACUUAAUACAGUACAGGCUGCUUUUACAAUGGAGUCAGAAGAAUUCAAGGCCAAGUACGGAGUAACCAAGCCACCGUUGGACACAACAGAGCUGGUCUUUCACUGCCAACUGGGCAGGCGAGGGGCAGCGGCCACGAGCAAGGCCUACGAACUUGGAUACCUUAAUGCACGCAAUUAUACCGGAGCAUACAAGGAGUGGUCUGAGAAAGAGGGAAAGUGAUUUGUAUUGAAGGCAAAACAUCAUAUAUAUUUAACAUCAUAUUUAUUUAUACACCCUGCGACCCGAUCCCGGAUAAGCGGAUGAAGAUGGAUGCAUAUAUUUAUACAAAUAACCAUUUUGAAAGCUAGACCGACAAAAUAGAGAACAUUUCUUAUGUUGUGUUUAUCUUUUGAUAUGUUUUUUUUUUCCCACUACAUCAGAGGUUUUCAAAGUGAGAGGUGGGCCUCCCCAGGGGGAGCAUCAGGGGAGCAUAAGGGAAUGGAAGUGAAAAGUUGUUACAUUAGUUAUCAAAACGAGUUCUCAUGGAAUAGUCUAAAUGUGUGUGAUUUGGUUAAAGAGAUAGUUCAGAGAUAGAGGAGGGAAUUUUUACUUUUUCACCUGCUUUCCCAGAGUCAGAAACUAAUAAAUGUCUUAGGACAGACCUUUUUUUAAGAAUUUGUUGUAGUCUGAAGUUAUGUCAAACAAAAAUAUUAGGCAAUCUUGGCUUAAUUGUUGAGUGUUUAAAUAACAUAAUCAUGAUGUCUUGAAAAAGGGCAGGGUGUGAGGGAGGGGGUCUUUUUCCAAGCUUUGUUUAAGGGAGGCCCAGAGUCUCAGGCUUUGAAAAUCCCUGCACUACAGCAUUGUAUUGAAAAUGUAUGAAUAAGUACAAAUAAAAUAAACAAUGUUUUCUACUCAAAUGUA
Messenger RNA from Micropterus salmoides (largemouth bass), 1164 nucleotides. Its product is annotated as thiosulfate:glutathione sulfurtransferase. Lineage: Eukaryota; Metazoa; Chordata; Actinopteri; Centrarchiformes; Centrarchidae. The transcript has 4 exons. Gene Ontology annotation, molecular function: thiosulfate-cyanide sulfurtransferase activity. The record is from RefSeq and is a predicted model, not a curated record. Gene Ontology annotation, cellular component: mitochondrion. Bases 124 to 483 code for a protein of 119 amino acids.